AUGUUCCGCAAUCCUCGAGAGAACAAAUCUAUGCCGGUAGACGACCGAGUCCUUCCCUCCACGGGCCGCCCACCGACUCCUCCUCCCCCAGGCCUGAAGGCAAGCCCUUACUUCUCUCUGCCAACCAAGAACGCAAAAGCACAGGCGAAGCCGGCUGAAAAGAUCCGCUCGCCGAUGGCAAAGACUCCUGUGAUCGGCCGCCAACUUGCCUCCAAAACCACGUUUGCGAAGAAGACCGGCAACCAGAGUAUAUUGAACUUCUUUGAAAAGGCGAAUACACGGGAAGAGGCUCAAGCCCUUGCAAGCGCAGCUGCCCCGCUGUUCUUCAAGGAUGCACAGCAAAGCGGUAUAGCCGCGAGCUCGGCUGCGGAGGAGACGAAGUUCAACGAAGAUGCAACACCGGUCAAGCGGAGGCGGGUUGAUGACGACGAGGAUUUUGAGACUGCAGUUGGCACACCCUCUCCUAAAAUCCAGAAUAGCCCCACUGAAGCCACCAGGAUCGAACAUGCGGGUGCCUUGGGUACAGAGCAGGCAGAGCGACCCAGAAGAUACAGAGCGGGAUUCUUGGACGACUCGAGUGACGAGGAAGAUAACGACUGGACUGCAGCUAUCAGUGGUGCAGCUGCCGACGACACCGAUGAGUCGAAUCAAGUACGAGGACUAGACACUGAAGAGUCUUUGGACGCCAUUGACCCCAAUACACGCCAGAGCCUAACGAGAAUUGCCACCAAACAGUUCAACUCGGGUUCUGGAUCUGCGGCAGUCGGAUCUGCGGACGAAAAUAUCCCUGGACGUUCAGGAGUCCUUGCAGGAGAUGUUCCAGCACUGAACCGUGAGGCCACAAGUGUUUUCGAGGCUGGCGAGUUCGGGGACGAAGACUUCGUGAACGACGAGUUCUUCGAGGGUGGAGAGGAGUUUAUGGAGCGCCGAUGGAUGGAAGAGCAACGAGAGAUGGGCAUGGAAUUCGAUGACGAAGAUUCGAAAUCAGAGGCUGACAGUGUAUGGACACCACGGAGCUAUGUCGAAGAUGAGCCCCCUGGCGAAUCAAAUGAAGAAUCCCCGGGUCUAGCAGUAUGUCCCGUAUGUAUCGGAAGCAUUGCAGGACUAUCUGAGGCACAGAUAUCGAGUCAUGUCAACGCUUGUCUCGACAACAAGGCCGUCCCAUUACCAAUGAAACCUGAACCGGAUACCACAACACUGAAAGCAAAGCCACUCAGGCGCAAAGCCUCAGACGCCGCCUCGGCGACGGCUUCUCUCAAGCGAUUCCAGCGCGCGGCAAUUGCACGCCCUGGCCAGUCCAACCCCUUUGGCUUGGAUAAAGACUCUAAAGGAGGCUCAGCGUUCACCCGACUCAUGUCUGGUCACGCAGAAGACGCCGCCUGGGCCGAAGCGGCCUCGAAUGAAAACCAAUCUCGUGGAAAGCCAGCAUAUCAGCGAACAUGCCCGUUUUAUAAGAUCAUGCCGGGCUUCUAUAUCUGCGUCGACGCCUUCCGCUAUGGUAAGGUUGAAGGUCAGAACGCUUACUUUCUCAGCCAUUUCCAUAGUGAUCACUACAUUGGCCUCACAUCCUCCUGGUGUCACGGCCCGAUCUACGCCAGCAAAGUCACAUGCAACCUCAUGCUGCAGCAACUGAAAGUCGACCCGAAAUGGGUUGUUCCGCUCGAGUUCGAGAAAAAGGUCGAGAUACCCGACACAAACGGAGUUUUGGUGACAAUGAUCCCGGCGAAUCAUUGUCCUGGUUCGUCACUAUAUCUCUUCGAGAAAGUGACAGGCAAGAAUAAAGAUGGAUCGGCCAAGCUGACUCGAAUACUUCAUUGCGGCGACUUUCGAGCUUGUCCUGCGCAUGUCGCCCAUCCACUUUUGCGUCCCGACGUUGUCGAUGCCAUCACCGGUCAGACGAAGCAACAAGUUAUCGAUACUUGCUACCUAGACACGACCUAUCUGACACCCAAAUACGCUUUUCCCAGCCAGCAGGAUGUCAUUGAUGCUUGUGCUCAGAUGUGUGUUAGCCUAUCGAAAGAGAUCGUCGAUUCGAGCGACAAUUGGGAAAAGGUCAAAGCCGAUCGCGCCGGGAGCGUGAUGAAGAAGUUCUUAGAACAAGGCGAUAGUGAAGUCGUCGACGCUGGACUCGAGCAGACGGAGAAGAAACCUAAACCGCGUGGCCGUCUUCUCGUGGUAAUCGGCACCUACUCCAUCGGCAAAGAACGAAUCUGCCUCGGAAUAGCCAAAGCGCUAGGCUCCAAGAUCUACGCGCCUCCGGCGAAGAUGCGCAUAUGCAGGUGUCUCGAGGACCCGGAACUGGACGCUCUGCUCACUGAUAAUCCACUCGAAGCACAAGUACACAUGACACCACUGAUGGAAAUCCGCGCUGAGACACUGCACGACUACUUGAUCGGCUACAAUGGUCAUUUCGCCCGUGUCGUCGGUUUCAGGCCUACUGGUUGGUCCUACCGUCCUCCCACGUCUCGCUUCACCGAGAACCCGGCCGUCGGCACAGUUUUGCAUUCCGAGGGUUGGAAGACGCGCUAUUCGAUGCGUGAUCUCGCCCCUCAACGAGGGAGUACGAGGGAAUCGAAUUGUUUCGGAGUUCCCUAUUCUGAGCACAGUUCAUUCCGCGAGUUGACCAUGUUUUGCUGCGCUCUGAGGAUUAAUCGCAUUGUGCCCACAGUCAAUGUAGGGAGCGCCAGGAGUAGGGAGAAGAUGAAGGGAUGGAUUGAGAAGUGGGAGGUCGAGAAGAGGAAGAACGGCAUUUUCAAAGUCGAGGUUGGCGCCGAGGGAUGGGGUUCAGGAGAUGGGCAGUUGAGGUAUGGAGUGUGA
Molecule: messenger RNA, 2817 nt
Organism: Cladophialophora carrionii CBS 160.54
Lineage: Eukaryota; Fungi; Ascomycota; Eurotiomycetes; Chaetothyriales; Herpotrichiellaceae
Exons: 1
Coding region: 1-2817 (938 amino acids)
Biological process (GO): protection from non-homologous end joining at telomere; interstrand cross-link repair; double-strand break repair via nonhomologous end joining
Molecular function (GO): 5'-3' DNA exonuclease activity; damaged DNA binding
Source: RefSeq, a predicted model, not a curated record